CGAUGUCGUACUAUUCUGGUGAAUUUAUUCACCUUGAAAUUUGAAUUAUGAUUCAAUCUAAAAACGUUUAUUUUUUGUGGAACACCGUUUUUUUUUGAGCUGAUCAAGUUCUAAACUAUGAUAUUCUGUUUAGCAAUGAAGUAAUUGACUCCGUCUCAGAAAGAAGAGUACCCAAUUCGACAGGUUCGAAUAUGGCGCUGUCAAAUUUUGACGACAAAAUAUGUCCACGGUUUCUCGAUGGUUACAGCAAAGAAAUUUUGCCUUGGGAUCGCUUUAAUAGAUGGAUAACUUGCUUUUGUGUUGUCACAUUCGAUCUUGAGCUGGGACAAGCAAUGGAGAUGAUUUAUCCUCGUUUUGUGAGACUGACAGAAAAAGAGAAAACAAAUAUCUGUUAUUUGGCAUUUCCAGACUCCAAUUCAGGUUGUAUGGGAGACACACAGUUUCAUUUUCGAAUGAGGUCAGAGUCAACCAUUUGCAAGAGGAAUAACUGUUGUCGCUCAAAUGAAAAUGGAUUGCCAUUUGGCUAUAAGAGUGACCAAGGUCAUUACUAUGGUUUUGUCUUUUUUCGGCAAGUCAAAGACCCAACCAUACCAAGAGGUUAUUUCCAGAAGUCUUUGGUUCUUAUAUCUAGACUUCCAUAUGUCAAUUUUUUUACUGAAGUGGUAAAGGUUGCUGCACCUGGGUUUUUUGAUAUGCAAGAGCCAGCUCUCGAAGCUUGCUGUCAUGACAUAGACCAAUGGCCUUUUCCAAUUUCUGGUCAAACAUUUUUAUUACCUCUCAUGGGUUCUCUUAUUCAGCUGCAUUUACCAUCUCGCAAAGACAAACCGGGCACUGUGAUGUCACCGAGUAGUAGUGUCGAGCAAACAAUUGUGCCACUUACACCAGCACCAACUGUUAUCCCUUUGUUGAAAGAAGCGGACACUUACAGGUGUAUAUCCGCCGUUUUGAACCACGUUCACUUGUUGUGGGAACUCGUCUUACUGAAUGAGCCAAUCGUAGUUAUGGCUCCAUCACCUUCCAUGUGUUCUGAAGUUGUGCAGUCUUUAAUCACGUUAAUUCAUCCUCUUCAUUUUAACUCGGACUUCAGACCGUUUUUUACAAUCCAUGACAGCGAAUUUAAAGAGUAUACGACAAAAACACGCGCACCUCCUUCUGUCAUUCUUGGAGUAACCAAUCCGUUUUUUGCAAAGACGUUACAACAUUGGCCUCACAUCGUGAGAAUCGGAGCAAUGAAUAACUUAAUGUUGGGCAGUCGACCGUCACCUUUGGGAAAUGAUAAGAGGUCGUUUGAGGGCAAACCAGGCAUUUACACGCAGUAUAAGCCAUUUUUACAGAAAGACAAACCAUUUAUCAAGACAAUAAAGAAGGGAGGGCAAAAGAAGCGUCCUGCAGAAGUUCAGAAUGCCAUACUGAGAAGACAUAUGAGGGAACUUACACAGAGUUUUAUGAUCCCUCUUGAAAGAUAUGCUGCAAGUUUGAUGCCUCUGCAAAGAAGUAUUUCACCAUGGAAGCUUCCUCCCAAACUGAAAUGUUUCGACGCUGAGGAAUUUUUAAAGACGGUCGAGCAUUCUGGUCCACAGCUAACAACUGGUCUCAAGGGAAACUGGAAAGGCUUGUACAGGAGUUUUUUUAAAUCAGCAAACUUCGAAGGUUGGUUCAGAAACAGGCAGUAUGAAAUCCAACAGAAAUUACAACUUCUUCAUUUGGAAGCUCUGUCUGUUGCUGAUAUGACGUUGUGGACAUCAGGAAAAAACGAGGUUGAAAUUGUGGAUUUUAUACUUCAAACGCGAGAGAAAAUGAGCAGCGCAAAGCAAUUCGAAACACAAAUCACUGAAGAUGUUUGGAAGAAGUUGAAUUCUCAGAUUGAGAACGUUUUAGACACGUUGCCACAAGAUCUUCAACUGAUUCUUCGUCAGAGUUGAUUGUAAACAAUUCGAGGGAAAAAGAUGAUGGCGACAGAGAAAAGUCAGCCUAGAAAAUUUGACCAGAAAACGUGAACGCAUGCACCCUACUGUGAUGCACGAAUUUAUAUCUCCAAGAUGGACAGGAUGCUCCCCGUUUAAACAGUGAGUCCUUCUAUCAAGCCUUGGGGGCUUUUUCUGGAUUGAGUUGGGUUGUAAUGAUUGGGGAUAUUUAAAGAAAUAACUGCACAGGAAAAAAGUCGGUUGGACGAAAACGUGAAAGCCGGUUCCAUGUAUAAUAAUGAGAAAUCUAAACAGAGAAGUAGUUAGCGAAGUGUUUUAUGAUAUAGGCCAUAUAUGUUUAUACAUACUUCUCACGUGCCGAAUGCAUUAAAAACAAUGGUUAAUCAGUUAACAUGCGUCAUUAUCAAUAGACCAUUUCAGAUGUUGUGAUCAUGUGAUAGCUAACAAUUUGCAUACAAGCUGAAAAGGUCUAUUGUUGUAAUGCAUUUAGCACGUCAUAUCCACGACGUUUAAAACAGACCAUUUGGUUAACAGUUUUGUUUGCGUCUUAAUGUGCUCCAAGCAUGACUGCCCCUGAACUAAGUAUUAAUAAUGACAAUAAUGUUAACACGACUUUCAACUAAUCAUAUGUGUGUGUAUCAAGCUGGUUUUCCAUUUUAACCUAUCAUAAUAUUAUUGUAGAUUACUUAACAAUGAUACAUUUUAAUUGCUCUGGAGACAAUAGAUUCCAAA
This is a messenger RNA of Dendronephthya gigantea, 2657 nucleotides long. RefSeq names its product protein DENND6A-like. The coding region runs from base 192 to 1922 and encodes 576 amino acids. Gene Ontology annotation, cellular component: recycling endosome. NCBI's taxonomy places the organism in Eukaryota, Metazoa, Cnidaria, Anthozoa, Malacalcyonacea, Nephtheidae. Gene Ontology annotation, molecular function: guanyl-nucleotide exchange factor activity. The transcript has 22 exons. The record is from RefSeq and is a predicted model, not a curated record.